GGUUUGAGGGUUUCAUGCAAAUGAUUGCCGUUUUCCAUUCAUUUUGUUGCCGUUGGACUUUACAUAACAUGCGCCGACUGUGUAAAUAGGGAAAGAGCAUCGCUGAUGUAUGUGUUUUAGUUUCAUAGUUUAGCAUUUUGUAGCCGUUCGGUCAUUUGUAUUUCAUUUGUUGAUACUUUUAAAAUAAGAACAUAGUAAAUAACCCUAUUAAAACGGUGCCACAAUCUAACCAUAUGGUAGGUUAAGUACGCUAGAUGCCAAUGAACAUGGAACCUUGGUUCUAUUCUCACACAGCAGUCCAAUAGAAACAAUCUUAAUACCAUAAUCAGGUCAAGCUUCCAAGGACCUUCCCUUGACAGUAAACCUAAUUUAUAAAAUGCACAUAAACUACAGUAAACCUAACUCAUGACACCGGGAAUUAAUAAGAUCAAAAUGGACGUACUGUACAAACUUGUUUUCUAAUUCCUUUUGGACUUUUUUCCAGCAGCAACAGUGGCCAACACAGUGGCCUUCAGCCUUGUGUGUAUUUAGUCUCAGUCAACAAGGCUCAAAAAAGCUACUGAUCACGCCAGAUAAGCCUCCGUCUAGUUAUCUUGUUUAAGCAAACGGUAACCAUGGGUGUAUUCAUUGCACAAAGCAAAAUGUUCUAGUUGCAAAACGUUUUCUUCAAACGUAACGAAACAGGAAGGAAUCUACCCGACAUUGCCCAAUAGGAACUCCGUUUGACCAAAUGUUUUUGCAACUAGAGCGUUUCAUUUCGCAGAAUGAAUACACCCCAAGUAACCAGGGUCUCAUGAAGAGCUCCAGAUACGGAGAAACAAAUAGGGAUGAAUGGAGUCUGUGGUAGCUGUAUACUCUGUCCAGUCAUGGCAUAGCUUCAUAACAACUCUUUAUCUUCAAGCCACCCAGAACAGAGAAAUAGAACCUAACUUAUUUUUCCUGGGCUUUACCUUGGUGGCUCAUUAACCCAAUUCAAGACCUUUACCACAGUAGAGAUUGAUUUUGGAGAGUUUUCUUGGUUGUGGCUAACCAUGUUAACGUUCCAGCUAGUGCAUGACAUAAAAACUCCUCUCAGACUGUGAUGAAUGAUGGCCAGUGAUCCAAAAGCAGGUCAACAUCAGAUUUCUUAUUUUGCCUUUAAAUGUCUUGACAUUUACAUCAAAGCCUUCUGCGGAAUGGUUGAGGUGAGUGAUAAGUGAAUGGUAAAAAUAUAGCCUAAUCUGAAGGCUGGCACAUAGGUGGAACUCCACUUCUGAAAGGAGACAUUGGUUUGACUAUAUUUAAACACUUAAAGGUAUAGAUGUGUUCUGGGCGUGCUGUCACUCCCGUCGUGGCUGGCACCCUCUUCACACUCUAAACCUCCUGUCCUUCUAUCUCUCCUUCCCUCUGAUUUAGAAGUGAUACGUGCCUUGUCACUAGCAGCACCUCUAUCUCCUCUCUUUGAUCCAUAUGUGUGGGGACGAAAACAAAGGCAGGCCUCUCAAUCAGGACAUGCAGAGACUCACAGUUGCCUGUUUACUGUGUCAUUCCCGGUAAUUUAAUCAUGCUCUCUGAAACAACAGAGGAUUAUCUCCGAGUGGGCCUAAAGUGCGGCAGCAUUGCAGAGUUUGUGAUUUGCCGUGGAAAAUCAAAAGGAUCAAUUAAGGGACACAUCCAGAGCUUUUGGAUGCGUGCUUCAUGUAACAUCAGUGCGCUAUAUGUGACAGGAUAUGAUAGCGAGAGUGGAAAGGUUGUGCUUGGUCGAAUACUGUACGAAGAGGCACAAAGGGGCCUCACUAUUAGUCUGCUGUUUGGGUUGAGUUCUGUUAAUAAUUAUAUUGCUGUCCUUCACCUGGAACUGCAUGAAAUGCACUUCUCUUUACAUGUAAUCAUAACGUGGAGCUAUGGCCUUAUUGCAGAACAACAGAGUCCAUGUUGGUGUGCUCGUCAUUCUCUAUAGGUGACUGACUGAAUAUGAGACAAUAAUGUAUCUCACAAUGAAUUCUGUCCUUACUUGAAGUUGCGUGAUUCAUUGAAGUGUAGUUGCUUAAGCGUUAAGUGGGUCAAUUCGUCAUGCAUUGAAUGGGUUGUUUUGCAGUUUUGUCACUGAUGUGUUCUGGACUAUCAUUAAAUUUCAGUGAGCACCCAUAAUUUUGCUGAUUUAUUGCUGACAAUCGCUCUCAAUGGAAUCCAAUCAAAAAUCCGGGGAUGGACUGACGGGCAUGCAGAAAGAGGCCUCACUGCGCGCACUCAUUCAGCGCACAGGAUAUCAAUUACUGCAGGAGAAUGGUCAGAGGAGGUACGGUGGACCCCCUCCAGGCUGGGAAGGCCCUCCGCCAGAGAGGGGCAGUGAAAUCUUUGUUGGGAAAUUGCCCAGAGACCUCUUUGAGGAUGAACUCGUCCCCCUCUGUGAGAAGUUUGGGAAGAUCUAUGAGGUUCGGAUGAUGAUGGACUUUAAUGGCAAUAAUCGGGGAUAUGCAUUUGUUACCUUCACCAACAAAAAUGAAGCCAAGACCGCCAUGAAACAGCUUAAUAACUAUGAAAUCAGGAAUGGACGGCUUCUGGGAGUCUGUGCCAGUGUGGAUAACUGUCGUCUGUUUGUGGGAGGCAUCCCCAAAUCCAAAAAGAGAGAAGAAAUCCUGACAGAGAUGAAGAAAGUGACAGAUGGGGUGUUGGAGGUCAUCGUUUACCCCAGUGCUGCAGACAAGACCAAGAACAGGGGAUUUGCCUUUGUGGAGUACGAGAGCCACCGUGCUGCAGCAAUGGCCAGAAGGAAACUACUACCAGGCAGGAUCCAGCUGUGGGGACACGCCAUCGCAGUGGACUGGGCGGAGCCGGAAGUGGAAGUGGAUGAAGACACCAUGGCGACCGUGAAGAUUCUCUACGUGAGGAACUUGAUGCUGGCCACGACAGAAGAGACCAUAGAGAAGGAGUUCAACAGUAUCAAACCAGGGGCUGUGGAAAGAGUGAAGAAGAUCAGAGACUACGCCUUUGUCCAUUUCACCCAGAGAGAGGACGCGAUAAGUGCCAUGAAUGCCCUGAAUGGAAAGCUGGUGGACGGCUCUCCGGUGGAGGUUACCCUGGCCAAGCCGGUGGAUAAGGACAGCUAUGUGCGCUACACCCGCGGCACGGGUGGACGAGGCGGAGCCCUGGUCCAGGGAGAGUACACCUACACCCUGGGCCAGGUGUAUGACCCCACGGCAGCCUACCUAGGCGCGCCCGUGUUCUACGCCCCCCAGGCCUACGCGGCUAUUCCCAAUCAGUUCCGCUUCCCCAGUGCCAAGGGACACGUUGCCGGGCGCGGCUUGGUGCGCGCGCCCUCGGUCAGAGAAAUUUACAUGAAUGUACCUGUAGGGGCAGCAGGUGUGCGCGGGAUGGGUGGUCGCGGUUACCUUGCCUACGCAGGUGUAGGCCGAGGCUGUGCCACCUACCAGCUAAAGACGGAAAAGCGCCACGACGACAAGCUUUUUGACCUGCUGCCGGGCAUGGAGCUCACGCCUCUAAACCCUGUGUCUCUGAAGCCCCCGGGUAUCAAACACGCACCACAGAUUUUGGAGGAUGUGUGUCAGAAGAACAACUGGGGGCAGCCAGUUUACCAGCUUCACUCAGCCAUUGGUCCUGAUCAAAGGCAACUGUUCCUCUACAAAGUCACCAUUCCGGCUCUGGCCACGCAAUACCCUAAUGUGCAUCCGUUCACCCCAGCCAAGCUGUGUACAGCCGUUGAUGAGGCCAAGGUUCACGCUGCGGAGCAUGCCUUGCAGACCCUGGGUCUGCAGACAGAGGGCGCUGAAGCUACAUUCCCAGGUUACACAAUAGCCAGCACGUCAGCCUCCGUAGCUGCCGCCCAGCUCAAACAGGCUGUCUCCCUGGGUCAGGACCUGGCAGCAUACACUACCUAUGAGGGCUACCCAGCCUUUGCCGUGACAGCCCGCGGAGAUGGUUAUGGAGUGUUCUAGAGGCUAGGGCCUCAUCUCAUCUCAGUCACUAGCAUUCAUUCUUAGUAUUUACAUUUAUAGGCCAUGUAUGCAGAUUUUCAGACACCAUCUAUCGCUAAUGUAUAUUUCAUUCGGUUGUGUCAUCCAUUUAGUUGUAGAGGACCAAAAUGUAACAUUGCAAAUUCACAUUCACAUUUUUAGUUUUGAUGUGUUAUUUUGUAUUUCACUAUUAUUUUGACAUCCAAGCCUUUUUUCCUCUUAUUUUAUGACACAGCUGCUUUGGUUCAUAGUGACAGACAAGUGGUCCGACUACAUGACCCAGUAGUGGUGGUGAUUGUAGUGUCCCUUGGAAGUUCACAAAGUUUUCCCUCAAACAUAUUAUUUACAUUUCCUCAUAAAUCAUUAAUAGAAAUAUGUCAGGGAUGCCAUUUCUGCCUUACUUUCAAUGUUGACCUUUAAUUUCUACCUAAGUGUGUUUGAAGUACAUUUAGAUGUUGUUGCACAGUUGUACUUUUUUCUAUGCUAAAAACACUGGCGUGGUUCAUUCAAUUUUGAUGGAAAGAUGAAAAUGAGGUUUAUUCUGUGCUAUUUCAUGUCUCAGUAUUUACAAAUACAAACAUCUUUUGUUUCCCUCUCUUUUCAAUGUUAUAAGUGUGCAGAAAAUGAAAUACAUCCAAAAGCUGUGAAGCUGAACUGCCUUUUUUAAUACUUUGAAGGUUUCUUGUCUUUGGAAAUGUGUCUGUUUUAGUCAUGGGAUAUUUAUUGUCAAAAUGUAUGGUUUUACAUUGAAAAACAUGGAGUGUUAGCUAUGGACAAUCAUAUUGGACAAAGACCAGUGUCAUUCUAGUUUGCAUAUUUUCUUUAUUGCCUUAAACUAAACCUUGGCUUGUGAACAUGGAUAUUGGAAGUGUCCACACAUUUAUCAGGGCACAAAACGACACUGACAAAUAUGAAAAUGCCAAGCAGUGACAGUAUUAAAGUGUGUAUAGCACUUAGAACUUAUUUUUAUACCAGAAAUCCAACACUGUAUAGUAUAGUUAUGUUUUUAGAUUUUUCAAACUCUCUGUGCCUCAAUAAUUGAUCUGAAAUCCCGAAAAGCCAAUCAAAAAGGGAUUACAUAAAGUUGGAAAUGGAAGGAGAAAUGGAAACUGUUUCAUGAAACAACAUAAGUGGUAGUGCUUGGGUAAUUCUAACAUGUAACAUUCUAACAUUCUAACUGUAAUGACCUGUGGAAAAUAAACAAAUUGCCUUUUCAAA
Molecule: messenger RNA, 5171 nt
Organism: Esox lucius (northern pike)
Lineage: Eukaryota; Metazoa; Chordata; Actinopteri; Esociformes; Esocidae
Gene: a1cf
Product: apobec1 complementation factor
Exons: 11
Coding region: 2163-3935 (590 amino acids)
Cellular component (GO): nucleus
Molecular function (GO): mRNA binding
Source: RefSeq, a predicted model, not a curated record